UUAUAAGACACCGCUUUGCCCAGCCUCACCCCGCCUUCUUGGAGUACUCACUUACAUCUAAAAAACGAACAAGCAAUCGUCCAUAUUGCCCAGACCACUCAGGACUACAUCUACAAGCAGUUGUGCAAAUUGCAAAACACAAAGACUUUCACAUCAACACACAGCACCCACAGAUCAAUAUGGAGACCAUUAACAACAUCGCGGGCGCGGCGAGCAAGGCCAUUUGGGGAACGAACGAAGCCAACCAAGAGCCUGUAUCUGGCGUCAAGGGCAACACUAACCAGGGUGAACCGUAUGACGCUGGCAAUAUCGAAGACCCCUCGAACAAGGAGAAGAAGGCUAACGUGGCUGAUGCUCAUACCACUGAGCCGGCGACUGGAUCAACAGCAACCACGACUACUGGGCUUUCUACUACCACUGCCCCAACCACAAGCACUGGUACGACUGGUACGACUGGUACGACUGGUAUGACUGGCCCUGAGACUGGAAACGAGCACAGCUUGAUCGACAGAUCGCGUGCUACCGAGGAAUCCACGACGCACAAGGCGACAGAGGAGCUGUCCCCGAAGCACAAGGAAGAAAUCGGCAAGCCCGAGCUCAAGCACACAUCACCCAACGAGGUCCCCUCGGCCGACAGCGCCGCAGGAAAGACUGAGACGCGCGCCCCCAGUGAUCCGGCGACCGACCCUGUACCCAAGGGACAAGACGUCAACAACAGCGCGUCCGGUCCGACUAGUGGUGGUGAUAAGCUUGACGGCCCGGGCCCGAGGCCCCUGGAGGCCGUCGCCAAGGAGCGCGGCGGUGAUGCUGGCAAUGUCAAGGGAUCCUCGAAGGGUGGCCUCAUCGGAGGGGAGGAGGCCAAGUCUGACACCGAAGACAAGAAGGAGGAGGAUCCAAAUGCCAGCCACGGCGAGGAGGGCACAGGCGAGAAGCUCGUAAAGGCUACCGGACUAGCUGCCGAUGGUGGCGAUUUUGAUGCGACGAAGCCUGGCGCUGGCCGCGAGGCAGAUCGUCUCCUAGAUGAGAAGGAUCCCGCCCACGCUGCAGCCAAGGCAUCUGCCAAGUCCGGCGCCGACAAGACCAGUGAUAAGACGAGCGAAUCUCACAGCUCCAGCACCGGCACUGGUACGGAGAAGGAGAAGGAAAGUCUCAAGGACAAGAUCAAGGCCAAGCUUCACCGUCACUAGGAGGAGAUAGGUGUGCCGACUUCUCUUUCAUCAUGACCAUUUUGUAUCAACAACGACUUCUAGCACCAGCGCCGGAACACGACCAUGACGGCUGUUUAAUGACUUGUAGUACCGCAUGAUAAAGUUAAUAAAAUGACCGCAAGACAAACAUUAUUGUGUGA
Colletotrichum acutatum is the source of this 1348-nucleotide messenger RNA. RefSeq lists its product as uncharacterized. The record is from RefSeq and is a predicted model, not a curated record. Lineage: Eukaryota; Fungi; Ascomycota; Sordariomycetes; Glomerellales; Glomerellaceae. The transcript has 3 exons. Bases 180 to 1187 code for a protein of 335 amino acids.